Molecule: messenger RNA, 3103 nt
Organism: Bemisia tabaci
Lineage: Eukaryota; Metazoa; Arthropoda; Insecta; Hemiptera; Aleyrodidae
Product: vesicular glutamate transporter 1
Biological process (GO): transmembrane transport; monoatomic anion transport
Cellular component (GO): membrane
Molecular function (GO): transmembrane transporter activity
Source: RefSeq, a predicted model, not a curated record
UUCAUGCAUGUUUUCGAAACUUUAUCCCUCUAAAGAUAUAUUGUUGAAUUUCGGAUGAAGUCACUUCUCUUGGGCAACAUCGAAUUACAUACACUGAUGAUAGACUUGAGAAAGUUUUGGAAGAGGAUUUCCCGCCUGCAAGUGCUCGACUCGACUCGGGGAGAGAUAAUUCAUUGUAAUCGUAGUUCAGUGGAUUGCGGACGGCUAAAAUUUUCACCUGAGUCGAUUUUAACUUUCAGCACGCAAUCCACGCCUUGUGUUGUGAUCCGAUUCAGCGGUGUUUCAGGGUUAACCUACCCCCUUUGAUUUCUAGCAUGGAGUGCAAUACUGAGACUGACUUGCUGAAAUCUCCGACCCUUAGUUCAAAAUGGUAUAUUUUCAAGCGUAGACGAUAUCUAGUGGCGUUUCUAGCUUUCCUUGGAAUUACAAACAUAUAUGCUAUCAGAGUAAAUCUGAGUGUUGCAAUAGUAGCUAUGACUUCAGAGCAACUUUCAGUUGUGAAGCUUGAAAAUGGAACCACUAUCUCUACAUUGGUGCAAGAAUUCAACUGGGACUCUAAACUGCGGGGUCUGGUCCUCAGCUCCUUUUUCUACGGUUACAUCUGUACGCAGGCCCUCGGGGGUUACCUGAGUCGGCGGUUUGGCGGUGCCCGUCUUUUCGGGAUUGGCGUAGCAGUCUCGGCGCUCCUAACUCUAAUCACGCCGCCUUUGGCGAGACUCAGCGUUUACUUCUUGAUCCUUCUCAGGAUCCUCCAGGGUCUCUUUCAGGGAGUGACGUUUCCAUGCAUGCAUGCUCUUUGGUCAGAGUGGGCUCCACCGAUGGAGAGGACUCAGCUUGCGUCUCUAGCAACCUCUGGGAUCUAUGUUGGAUUAGUUGCCACCAACCCUAUUUGCGGAAUCCUUACCGAAAUUUUUGGUUGGGAAGCCGACUUUUAUGUCACAGGCUCCAUUGCCUUGCUAUGGUCAUUAAUAUGGUUCUGGACUGUCAGGAACCGUCCGGCGGACGACCCUCAUAUAUCUACCGAGGAGUUGAAGUACAUUCAUGAUUCUCUCUGCAAAUCUUCGUCCGAUAGUAAGAUGCCAAUUCCAUGGAGAAAUAUCAUAACAUCCAUGCCUGUUUGGGCCAUUACUGUUGCUAUGUUUACUGGAGAUUGGGGCUGUUACACGUUAUUGACGCAACUUCCAACCUUCAUGAAAGAAACUUUGAACUUCAAUUUGGCCGAGGCUGGAAUUUUAUCAGCUUUACCUUACGUGGGUAUGGCUCUAGUGAUGCAAAUAGCUGGUUUCCUCGUUGACUGGGUGCGGUCUAAUUACCUAACAACGAAGCAAACGCGAAAGUUGUUCACUUGCACAGCUUUUACUUGUCAAGCCAUUUGCAUCUUUGCCAUCUCUUACAUGAACACGCCUGUCGGGGUCGUCUCCUGUUUGAUCAUAUCUUGCAGUAUAGGAGCUUUUGCUUGCGCUGCUUUCGAUAUAAAUAAUUUGGAUAUUGCACCACAGCACGCUUGUGUUAUAAAGGGUUUAGAGAAUACCAUCUCUUCAAUGGCGGGAGUGCUCAGUCCUACGAUCGCAGGAUAUCUUGUUCAGCACAAGGAGGCAUCCGAGUGGAAAAAUGUAUUCCUGAUUACUAGCUGCGUUUACAUGUUUGGUGCUAUUUUUUACGGUGUGUUCGCUGACGGGGAGAUCCAGUCUUGGGCCAAAAACGAAACGCAGUCAGGAAAACGCAAAGCUGAACCGAAGGAAGCAGAGGUGUAAAAUUAGAAACUGCAAUGGAAAUGCAUCCGUAAUAUUCGCUAAUUCCACCCUCUGUGUUCACCAUGUGUUCUGAUAAUGAAGAAUACACGGCGCGCCGUAUACAUUUCAAGAGAUACCAAAUUUCCUUCGAUGAAUUAAACAUUUUCAAGGGAACUUGUGAAUAUUUAUUCAUUUUAUUAAAAAAUAAAUUCAGUAUACCUACGAGGGUAUCUCAAAAAGUAGCCGUAUUUUUUAAUCUUUCCAUACCAGUUCAGUCACCUGAAGAUGGGCGGCCUGCCCGCUCGAAAUGACCAUUGUGCGUAGAGAAUAAUAAGAAAGUAAGUGCUAUUUAAUCGGUUAUCAAAAAAAGUUUAAGUUAAACAAAUAAUUUGUGUUCAUAUUGCAGAUAAAAUUUUAUAAAGUGUGCAAUAUGCAACAACAUAGUACUCAAAAAGUAAGUUCCCCUACAGCCAAAAAUUCCCGGUAGCCAAAAAUCUGACCCAUGGCGAAAGGAGGUGGGUGCAGGAAAAGUUGAAUAUCUCGACAACCCUUGGGUCAAAUUACAAAAACUUUAGCUUCUUUUAACGUUGAAAGUAUAACCAACAAAACCCUAUACAUAUAAAUAUUUGCUCUAGCUGUAAUAAUUUUGGAGAAAUAAAAUAGGGAAACUUACUUUUUGGGAUACCUUCGUAAUAUUUACGCUUUGCCAUAUGAGAGUUUUUACAUGAUAUUUCUCCUCGUACAGGAAAAUGACGCAGCAUAAAAACCCAUCAUCAGUUAGUAGAAUAUUCCGUAAAAAUUUCAAGCUGUAUAGUUGAUUUGUUCCUCUCGGAAAAAAUAAACUAAGGGCGGAGAUUUUGGGACACCGCAAUGGAGAUACGUGGUGUCGCACUUUGGUCGUCGAUAUCGCUCGGUGAGUACUCGAUCAACUUGAAGAAAGAUUAAAAUUCAAGGGGCUGCGGGCGGCUAAAAUUUAAGUUGAGACGAUUUUUCCUCUCAGCACUUUACCUGCCUCUUGUUGUGAUCGGAUUGCGGCACCUCGCGUCACUAAAGUUCCAGUUUACUUGAUUUUUGCCAUGGAAUACAACAACAAGACUGACCUUCCCAAACCUCCACUCCAUGAGUAAGUUAGAAAAUUAGUAACAUUAAAACCAAAACGCGACAUUUUCAGAAGUUAUUCAGAAGCCACGUGUUUAUUAAUCUAUGUAUUCAUUGAUUCAUCUACUUAUUAAUUUGGUCUCAAUACCAGUCAUGUAUUGAGUUCAGUCAGCACGUCUCAAUUUUUUUAAGUCAUUGAAAUUGUAAAUUUAAAUUUCCUCCUGUCUUCUUUAACUCCACAAAUAUACGUAAAUUUAUACCUUCGUAUCUUA